UAUACAAAACUAAUAAUAAAAUAAAAAUUGUAUUUGUUUGAUAAAUGUUGCAUUCCAGAAAAUGAAAGAAACAAAUGGGAGUAAGAUUACAGAAACAAGAAAACAGGUGGAUGAGGUAACUGAUGUUAUGCGCACCAAUAUGACACGAAUCCUAGAAAGGGAAGGAAAACUGGGAGAGCUAGAACUUAGGGCUGAUCAGUUACAAACAGAUUCUCAACAAUUUCAGCAAACUGGAGUUAAACUAAAACGGCAGUUCUACUGGGAAAACAUGAAAAUGAAAAUAUUGAUCGGAAGCUGUGUGGUUCUUGUAAUUAUUAUCAUUAUUGCUAGUGUGGCAUCAAGUUUUUCCACAUCAGACUAGUGCCACAUCAAGAAUAUUGUGUUCUUGUAAUUAUUAUAAUUAUUGCCAGUGUGGCAUCAAGUUUUUCAACAUCAGACUAGUGCCACAUCAAGAAUAUUGUGUUCUUAUAAAUCAGAAUCAUUAUUGCCACUGUAUAGCAUUUUUUUCAAGACCAGGUACUUGUGCCAGCGCAUAAAUAAUGCUAUGUUUUUAUAAAAUAUGAUCAUUUUUGCUAGUGUUACAUCAAGUUUUUCCAUAUUGGACUAUAGCACUAGCAUCAAUAAUACUACAGUGAAACCCUUAAUAACGAAUACAUCGAAAGAAUUCAUCAAAUGUUGUAUUUUUCACUUUCUGAUAAU
Eurytemora carolleeae is the source of this 699-nucleotide messenger RNA. RefSeq names its product vesicle-associated membrane protein 2. The transcript has 3 exons. The record is from RefSeq and is a predicted model, not a curated record. Gene Ontology annotation, cellular component: plasma membrane; SNARE complex. Gene Ontology annotation, biological process: vesicle-mediated transport; vesicle fusion. Lineage: Eukaryota; Metazoa; Arthropoda; Copepoda; Calanoida; Temoridae. Gene Ontology annotation, molecular function: syntaxin binding; SNAP receptor activity. The coding region runs from base 62 to 361 and encodes 99 amino acids.